Molecule: messenger RNA, 276 nt
Organism: Trichophyton rubrum CBS 118892
Lineage: Eukaryota; Fungi; Ascomycota; Eurotiomycetes; Onygenales; Arthrodermataceae
Exons: 2
Coding region: 1-276 (91 amino acids)
Source: RefSeq, a predicted model, not a curated record
AUGCAUUUCAUUUCGCUGAUUACCCUCUCUCUCGUCGCCGUUGCGAACGGCGCAGCAUUGAAAGAAGAGGCAACUCCCGGCAACGGCAACAAUCUAGUUCCUGCUCAAGUCUGUAAGGUCGGUUACAACUAUUGUGGAUGGUAUCUUGCUGAUGGCCUUGGAUGGGGGAAUGUCCCUGACCUCCAGGGUCUGUAUGAUUGCGUCUCUCCUACCAGUGCCAGAUAUCUAGAGCACUGCAGCAAAGGAUGCACGAGCGGCUGUGCACACUGUGCAUGA